AUGAUUUAACUAAGAUAGACAUAAGAGAGGAAUGUUAUUUAACUAGUGAUCAAUAUAAUAUAAAUGAAUGGAUUGAUUAAGACUAAUAUUGUCUUAACUAACAAGAAUUAGAAGAACAAUGUGAUGAUUAAUCUUCAAAUUUUAAGUUUGGUCUUUUCAACCAAACUUUUAAUUAACUCAGAAAGCAAUUCUAUCAUGAGAAAAUUGUAUUAAACUUAAAUGGUAAAGUAACUUAGCAGAAUAAUGAAUAGCUUGAGAACUUUUAGAGUUAAAUUGUAAAUAAUCAGAAAUAACCUAUUAUUGAAUAAGAAGAAGAAUUUAACUUAAACAAUUAUGUGA
Tetrahymena thermophila SB210 is the source of this 339-nucleotide messenger RNA. RefSeq lists its product as hypothetical. NCBI's taxonomy places the organism in Eukaryota, Ciliophora, Oligohymenophorea, Hymenostomatida, Tetrahymenidae. The transcript has 2 exons. The record is from RefSeq and is a predicted model, not a curated record.